AUGGCCCCUAAGAAGGACAUCCCUGUGAAGCGCCCAGUAGCCCCACCUGCUAAACCAGCCGCUAAACCAGCCGGGCCAAAACCAGGAUUCCUGGCAGGAAAAAGCAAAGUGCCGGAAACGGCACCAGCACCACCAGCGCCAGCACCAGAGAAGCCGAAGGAGCCGCCCGUUGACCUUUCCAAAGUGGUGAUUGAGUUCACCAAAGAGCAGUUGGAAGAUUACAAGGAGGCUUUUGGGCUCUUUGAUCGGGUCGGCGACGGUAAAAUCCAGUUGAGCCAGUGUGGAGAUGUGAUGAGGGCAUUGGGCCAGAAUCCUACCAAUGCUGAAAUCCGGAAAGUCCUGGGACAUCCAAAGCCUGACGAGCUGAAUUCUAAACGGGUGGAGUUUGAAGAGUUCCUGCCAAUGCUGCAAACAGUUGCCAAGAACAAAGAUCAAGCCACCUAUGAAGAUUAUGUGGAAGGGCUCAGAGUCUUUGAUAAGGAGGGGAAUGGAACCGUCAUGGGGGCAGAAUUGCGCCAUGUCCUUUCCACACUGGGUGAGAAAAUGACAGAAGAAGAAGUGGAUUCUCUAUUAGCAGGGCAUGAAGAUGCUAAUGGUUGCAUUAAUUAUGAAGCAUUUGUCAAACAUAUCAUGGCAAGCUGA
Molecule: messenger RNA, 642 nt
Organism: Thamnophis elegans (Western terrestrial garter snake)
Lineage: Eukaryota; Metazoa; Chordata; Lepidosauria; Squamata; Natricidae
Product: myosin light polypeptide 6-like
Exons: 6
Coding region: 1-642 (213 amino acids)
Cellular component (GO): myosin II complex
Molecular function (GO): structural constituent of muscle; calcium ion binding
Source: RefSeq, a predicted model, not a curated record